Mobula hypostoma (lesser devil ray) is the source of this 7720-nucleotide messenger RNA. RefSeq names its product lysyl oxidase homolog 1-like. Bases 341 to 2092 code for a protein of 583 amino acids. NCBI's taxonomy places the organism in Eukaryota, Metazoa, Chordata, Chondrichthyes, Myliobatiformes, Myliobatidae. Gene Ontology annotation, biological process: collagen fibril organization; peptidyl-lysine oxidation. Gene Ontology annotation, molecular function: copper ion binding; protein-lysine 6-oxidase activity. The transcript is spliced from 7 exons. The record is from RefSeq and is a predicted model, not a curated record.
CCACGGCAUUCCCUUCUGUGGGAAAAGUGCAGAGUACUGUACACGAGUUGGUGGCUAGCAGCUGGAUUCUGGAACCGGGGUAAAAAAGAGAGAGGAAGGGAGGGGGGACAGAGAGGGAGAGUAAAAAAAAAGUGAGGUGGUGCACUGAGGUGCCAGAGUGCAAGAUUGGCAGGGCGCUGGGAACAGUGGAGUUGGCUGUGAUCUGGAACACCCUUCCCCAACAUGCUGGAGCUGUGCAUAGUUGCGUUGCAGCGCUGCCGGGGAAUCUGAGACCUGAAAGUUUUGCUUCUUGGUUUUAUCUGUUUCUUUUCGCUUCCAGAGAGGAUUGACGCUGCGCGGGAUGCCAGGGGUCACGGGCUGGCUGCUUCCCGCAGUGCUGGGCUGGUUCUUUUCGCUGCCCCACAUCGGGGUCCGAGCCCAGACCGGUGGGCCGAACGAGCGCUGGCGGCAGAUGAUUCAAUGGGAGGACAACGGGCGGGUCUACAGCCUCCUCAACACCGGCUCUGAGUACGUGCCGGCCCGGCAUUCGGCGUCCCGGAGCAAUCCGAGGGUCUGGCUGGGAGGUUCCUCGAGGCGCCCCAGCGGGUCGUCCCGAGCCAGGGGCACAGGGCGGCGCCAGGCUCCCUCGCCAUCCGUCAGAGCCGGCUCGGAGACGGUGAGGGGGCAGACCAGGCACCCUUUCGGCUUCGGCCAGGUCCCGGACAACUGGAGGCAGGGCGCCUUCGGCGACCCCACCCACACCCAUCGGUACGUGCAGCCCGCCCCAAGGCAAGCCCCCCGGCCAAGGCCACGCCAGCCGCCUUACUCUGAGCCCACCUUCGCCCAAGCACCUUACCCCCGGUUCCCAGUGGGGCAGCCCCCUUACCCCAACUCUUACGACCCCAGCUAUGAAUAUGGGCCGUCCAGGGGCUUUGACAACCCCGACGAGAGCCCUCCCUAUCGCAGAGUGCCUUUGGAUAGCGGUGGAGGGUACCCCUACCAGCCUAGGAACCGGUAUGGCGACUAUGGAGAGAACAUCUACCCCUACAGAUACCAAGGGCAGAACCCAGUACAAGAGAGAUACAGCGUGCCCCAGUCACCGUAUGCCCACGAUGGUCUGGACAGGCGAUACAUGCACAGCCUGUACGAUGAGAGCAGGGGACAGGCGGUCACGGCAGGAGAAGAUCCUUCGUCGCUCUUGCCAUCCACAGCAUCCAGGAGUUCUGCCCUGCAGCCGGGUCCGUCCCCCGACGCCGGUCACUCGGGGCCGAGGGUUGCGAACCCCGACCUCCCACGCUCUGGUUACUACCCGCAAGCCGGCCGCAUCGUCCCGGUGGACCAGUAUCCCCCUGACCGCUCAGGCGAUCCAAACGUGGAGCAGUAUCCGUUCCAGAGAGCGCUUCCCAAUGGUGAGAUGGACCAUGGCCGUCUGGUGCCUGGGCCAAGGUUGGCCUUCGGAAGUGUCUACCGACCAGAUCGCACUGGCAGAGGUCUGCCAGACCUAGUGCCGGACCCACACUACGUCCAAGCUGCCACCUACGUGCAGAGGUCCCACCUGUAUUCCUUGCGGUGUGCGGCGGAGGAGAAGUGCUUGGCAAGCUCUGCCUACAAUGCUGACACCACAGACUAUGAUAUCAGGGUCCUGCUGAGGUUUCCCCAGAGAGUAAAGAACCAGGGGACAGCGGAUUUCCUUCCGAAUAGACCACGGCACACUUGGGAGUGGCACAGCUGUCACCAGCACUAUCACAGCAUGGAUGAGUUCAGCCAUUAUGACCUACUGGAUGCUGCUACUGGCAGAAAGGUGGCUGAGGGUCACAAGGCCAGUUUUUGCCUGGAGGACACCACGUGUGACUUUGGUCACUUGAAGCGUUAUGCCUGCACAUCGCACACUCAGGGACUGAGUCCUGGUUGCUAUGACACCUACAAUGCAGAUAUUGACUGUCAGUGGAUUGACAUUACAGAUGUCCAACCUGGGAAAUAUAUUCUAAAGCUUCAAGUAAAUCCCAACUAUCUUAUACAAGAGUCGGAUUUCACUAACAAUGUUAUCAGAUGCAACAUUCACUACACAGGACAAUAUGUUGCCGCUACAAAUUGUAAAAUAACACAGUCUUGAUCUGCCCGUUUUGAAUUUCAAAACACGACAUACACCGAGCAAACAUCUGGUGUGGGUGGAACUUUAUCGUACAGCAGCUGUGGUUUGGUAGUUGUCACUGGGAAUCAGUCACAACCAAAGAAUCCAGCAGCAACACAAAAAGAGCUGUGGACCACGAGCCAACCGCCACCAAGUAUAAAUCUCUGCAUGGACUAGUCAGCAAGGGUGUGUGGGCAUCUGGAAAAGGCGCUGUUAAUUAGCAUCUCUGUUGCAAUCUAAACGUGCCUAUUAGAAAAAAGUAUUCAGCUCUUUUGCACUUCUAAGUAUAUAAGAAAUUGGUGCAAGCAUUUGCAUAAGCCUUCCUCACCAUUCAGUAAUUGUGGCUGAACUUCAACACCAGUACUUUCCUGCAUAAUCUCCCCUCCAACAUGCAUUCAAAAAUCUUCCCACUUCAGUUUUGACUGUGGUGUAUAUGCUCCUUGUGGUGAAAACUUCAAAUGUUUAUAACCUUACAACUGUCAAUUAAGAUUGUCCAAUGUUCCAGCAUUCUAUUUGGACAAGUCUUCUCAGAAAAUGUAGAGAAUAUUGGCCAAUCCAAUACCUCUAUUGGAUAACUGUCAUAUCUUAAGGUCUAGUUCGUCAUGCGAUGACUCAUUUAGAAACAGGCUCUUUGGCCCAUUGAACCCGUGCUAACCAUCAACAAUUUAGUUAUGCUCAUCCUACACUAAUCCCUCUUUAUUGUCCAUAUAUCCUUAUCAACAACCCCCCCACCUGAAUUCUACCACUCACCUAUACACUAAGGACAAUUUACAGUGGUCAGUGAACCUAAUAUCUUGAAUGCCUUUAGAAACUGGAGCAUUGGGAAGAGACUCUCCCAGUCACAGGGAGAAUGUGCAAACUCCGCACAGAUAACACCAGAGUUCAGGACUGAACCUCAGCCUCUGUUGCUGUGAGACAACAAUUCUACAGCUGCACCGCCAUGUCAACCUAAUCCUCGAUGCUUUUUUUAAUUAGUGAGAUUUAGUAAUCCUCAACUUCUUGUCAUUGCCAGAGCAGGCUUAAGGAGUUGAAUAAGCCACUCCUGCCCAAAGUCUUAGCACCUAUAAUGGGGUUACACAGGCAGAGAGCAUUAACCUGCCUUUUUCCUUCACCCAUGAUUACUGACCUGCUCUCUAUCCACACCACAGUCUGUUCAAAUUUCAAGCUCCCAUUCUUAUUAUCCUACCCUCUGUUUUGUAAAAAAAUUGACUGCCGACAAUCCAAAUUUAAUAUGCCCAAGAUUGCUGGUACAGUGCAGGAAGGGCAACGAGCCCUGCAGAAUCAGAGUAUGUGUGGCCUCUUCAACAAAACCAAUAUUCAAGUUGACUGGAUAAUAUCCCAAAGAGGUAGUGUCUGGGGGAGCAGAAUGGGAGCUCUGUACGUGAUUCACCAUAUGAAUCUCUCAGUUAAUGCUAAACUUGCUUCAGACUUCUAAGCCUCCUUAAAAAUGGUAUUUUAAAUUUUAUUUAUUUGGAGACACAAGAUGGUAAAAGGCCCUUUCAGCCCAUGAGCCCAUGCCACUGAAGAACACCCAUGUGCCCGAUUAACCUACUAACCUAUAUGUCUUUGGGAUGUGGGAGGUAAAAGAGCACUCGGCAGAGACCCACGGGUCACCGGGAGAACGUGCAAAUUCCGUACAGACAGUGGUGGGAGUAGAACUAGGGUUGCUGGUGUUGCAAACGGUUACACUAACCACCAUGCUACCGUGAUACCACUGUGUGUUUUUGUAAGUUUUCUUUCUUCCCAUCACCCUCUCUCCCCCCCCCCCCCCCCGCAACAUCCUCUCAUGACACAAUUCAUUUGUCCAAUGGAUCCUGAAAUUCGGGAACGCAGUUUCACUGGAACCUGAUUGCCCUCCUUACACUGUGUCCUUAAUUUUCCUUCCUGUAUGAUGCAUAGUCCACACUCAUAUUGCACCCUUAAGAUGAGAUUUUCCAAGCUGUGUCUUAUCAGAUAGGGUUUUACCCUGAGGAGCGUAACAGGAAGGCGAGGAAAGCUGGCUGAAAGUUUGGUCAAAGAUGUGCUUUCUAAGGGAGCCCACAAAUUCUUUGCAGAGGUAUGGGAAGGAAAUACAGAGCUUAGAGUUCUUCAUGGAACAUCACCCUUAUACAUCCUGUGUUGGGGGUGAAUAGAUGACCAAAAUGUAAUUCAGCAAGCUAUCAGGGUUUAGCAGCAUCUGAGGUAAACGAGUCACGAUAUUUAGGGAUGAAAGCCUGCAUCAGAAACUUGAUAAUUCCUCUCACCACCCCCAUACUCCUGUUGCUCAACCUGCUGAGCUCCUCCAGCAGAUUGUCAGUUGUGCCACGUUCCAGCAUUUGCAGUCUCUUGUGUCACCAAAAUGAAAUUUGAAAGAACAGUCCUAAACAGUGCUAUUUUAUUAAGUUUUAAGCUCUGUAUCAGGCACACUUUAUGCUUAUAGAUAAUUGAUCAGACCGUCUGCCAUUCCAAAUCUCCUCACCUAGGUCCAUCUAUCGCAUUGCAAUUCAAAGGUCAUCUGCCAGUCAACACCUCUUCACCUCAGUUCAUCUAUCGUAUCACAGUUCUUGCCCAUCCUUCUGUCUUCACCUCGUGUUAUUGGCUAUCUCCCCUUCACACUUCAGUCCAGAGAAAGGGUUUGGAUCCAAUGUCCAUUUCCCUCUACAGAUGUUGCCUGACCCUCUGGAGUUCCUUCAGUAGCUGCUCUGGAUUCCAGCAUCUGCAGUCUCUGGUAUCUGUGUCUCACAUUUCUUUACUGAUAUAAAAACUAAGCCACACGGUAUUCUUGAUGUUUAAUUCAAAACGUUAAUUAUGUAGAAAAGCUUUGAAACACAUGACCAUGAUCAGUCUGGAUGUAGUGAACAGGAGAGUGAAUGGGUUUGGUGGAGCUGCAUGGUAGGGACUAGCAUAGACUCAAUGGGCCAAAUAGCCUCCUGUGUCAGAACAACACUAUGACUUGAACAAAUUUUGUGCAUCAGUGAAAAAUAUAUUCUCCCCUAUUUCAACAAUGUUGAAUUACCUUUCAGUUAAAUAGAAUUAUGUUGGCAUUUGGAGUGAGCUGCAGGUGAAAGUGGUGGAGGCAGCAAGUCACAUCAUUAAGAGACAAGACACAGGAGAAUGCAGACGCCGGAACUUGGAGGCAAAGACGAAGGGUGUAUUUUGGGUUGGGGCCCGACAUCAGGACAUGAGCAAGUGCUGCUCAACAUUUAAGAGGCAUCUAUACAGACACUUGAAGAGCAAGGCAUAGAGGGAUAUGGAAUUUUUGAAGGAUUAGUAUAGCUAGGUGUGUUGGUCAGCAUUGACACAGUAGAAAAUGCCCCUUUUCUGUGCUAUAUACCUCUAUGAGUUGAAGUUAUGAAGUUAAAAGUAAGCUUGAUCAUUCUGAGAGAAGCAUAAAAAUGAAAUGUUUAUCAAAUAUAUUUGUUCCUGUUCUCUAGUGACCACUAGGUCACCAGGACUGUUUCACAUUGUUUUCUUGUGCCGCUGAAUUAAUAGUGAAGUACAUUUUGUACAGGUCACUGCAGAGAGCUAUCUUAAUAUCUCCACUGAGUCCAGUCCUGCAAGACAGCUGACCUAAUCUUUUUGUUUUAAGGUAAAACUGAUUUUAGAGUAACCUGCUCAGUAACUUGUUGCAAAGUCACAGAGCUAACUAAUUCCUGACAUUAGCCUGGAACUGACUGGUGAUUAAGGGAAUGUUAAUGAUCUUAUAUUUUCCUAGAAUAUUACACAAUUCUGAACUCUGGAUUAAACACUGCAUUACCUGUCAAGGCUAAUUAUGUUUUCUACCAAUUUUACAUAAAGAAAAUGUUGUUCUAGCUGGAACUUUUCAAGGCUUUGGGGAAGUAUUGUUCACUUUAUUCUCAGAGAUUAGAAAUUCGAAGAUACUUUUGCAAUCAAGUAAACUAAAUCCUCUAAUAUGUUAAACACCUUUGAAUCAGGAGCAUAAGGGCAGCUCCAUAAUCAUUUCCUCCCAGCACCUCCAAGGCCCUGAGGAUGUAGUGUGUAUUAUAUACAGAAUGCUUCAAUUCAUUUGUUCGCUUCAGUUGCUAACAGGAUUUGCAUUUUUUUGUCUUUCUCUUGCACAUCGAGUGUUGGUCUUUUACUUAUUUUUUAAAUUCUUUUUUCUUCUAAUCGGGCUCUUUUGGGUUUCUUGCUUUCUGGCUACCUGUGAGCAAGCAAAUCUGAAGGUUGUGUAAUUUAUACAUUCUUUGACAAUAAAUGAAUCUUCAGUCUUGAAUGCCGCGCAGGAACUUGCUCAGGCCAGUUCAACAGCACCUUCCAGACCCGGAUCCUUUGCCAGUAGGAGGAACGUGGAGGGGGGGUGGGGCGCGGUGAGUCUGCCAGCUCCUGCAGGCUCCUCAGUCACACACCAUCUUGUAUAUCAGAUUGCCUCUUGACUGCUGAGUCUACACCCUGAAACUCCUUGAAGGAACCUCAUCAGAAGGAUUACAGCAGUUUGAGAUGGUGGCUCACCAUUGUCUUCUCAAGGGCGAUUUGUGACGGUCAAUAAACUUAGUUGUCAAUGAAAGCCCAUAUCUCAAAAAAUGAAUAAAUUAGGAAACAACAGCUUACAUUUAUUUGAUUCACAGAAAAGAUAAUUUACAUUACAGAAAGAGGCUUUUCAGCCCAUUAUGCCAGUGUUUUUUGAAGAUAGCAUCUCAUCUUCAUCACAUCCCCACCAAUGGGUCUGUAGCCCUACGGAUUCAGGGACACAUCUAAAUCUGUUUUGAAUGUGGUGAGUGUUUCCCUACUAACCUCUCAGGUUUAGAGUUCCAGAGCCCCUUGGUAUCUAGGUGAAAAGAAUUUCCCUAAUCUUCCUACUUGUUCUUCAUUUAUUUAGCUUAAAUCCUAUAACCUCCUGUGACCUAUAGGCAAACAGCUUUUGAAGAUGAAGCAUUUAGAAUAUGCGACAGUAAAUCUGUGCACAGCAGGCUCCCACGGAAUACGCACCCGCUGAUUUGUGUUAAAUACUGGCUGGGAGAAGCUAAUUCUUUCUCAUCGGUGCUGUGUGAUCCUUACUGCUCAACAGAGAGAGCAGAUAUUUUCAUCCCACCUCCAAGACAUGAGAAGUUCUCCGAAAGGGUUUCUUCACAAUGUAUUUCGUAGGAUGAAAGAGAGAGUGGCCUAUUAUUCCCACUCUUUGAACAAUGCACGUUCUUGACAUGAAACACUGAUAAUUCUCUUCAAAGUACAAAGUUAAAAGAUUUGUUUUCAAAUUCUGUAUAUGUUAUCAUUUACUAUCUUGAGAUUUAUUUUCUUGCAGGCAUUUAAGGAAAAAAUAAAUAUAAUAGAAUUUUAAGAAAACCCAUACAUGAAUAGACAGACUGACAAGCAACCAAUGUGCUAGAAAACUCUGCAAAUAAGAAUAAUACUGAGAGCAUCAGUUGGAAAGAGUCCUUGAAAGUGAGUAUGCAGGUCAUCAAAUCAUUUCAGAGUAUUGGUGAAUAAAAUUAUCCAAGCCAGUUUAAGGACCUAAUGAUUGUAGGGUAAUAACUAUUCCUGCACCUGGUGGUAUAGGGCUGAAGGCUUUGGUACCUCCUGCCUGAUGGUAGUAGUGAGAAGAGGGCAUGGCCUGGAUAGUGGGGGUCUUUGAUGACAGAUACUGCUUUCUUAGUCAUAGUCAUACUUUAUUAA